Messenger RNA from Athene cunicularia (burrowing owl), 7350 nucleotides. RefSeq names its product calcium voltage-gated channel subunit alpha1 H (gene CACNA1H). Gene Ontology annotation, cellular component: voltage-gated calcium channel complex; plasma membrane; voltage-gated sodium channel complex. The transcript is spliced from 34 exons. Gene Ontology annotation, biological process: neuronal action potential; membrane depolarization during action potential; calcium ion import. The record is from RefSeq and is a predicted model, not a curated record. The coding region runs from base 15 to 7169 and encodes 2384 amino acids. Gene Ontology annotation, molecular function: low voltage-gated calcium channel activity; voltage-gated sodium channel activity. NCBI's taxonomy places the organism in Eukaryota, Metazoa, Chordata, Aves, Strigiformes, Strigidae.
UCGAGCACGUCAGCAUGCUGGUCAUCCUCCUGAACUGCGUCACCCUGGGCAUGUUCCAGCCCUGCGAGGAUGUGGAGUGCCAGUCGGAGCGGUGCACCAUCCUGGAGGCAUUUGACGACUUCAUUUUCGCUUUCUUUGCGGUGGAGAUGGUCAUCAAGAUGGUGGCUCUGGGGAUCUUCGGGCAGAAGUGUUACCUUGGAGAUACGUGGAAUCGUCUGGACUUCUUCAUCGUGAUGGCGGGCAUGAUGGAGUAUUCUCUGGACGGACACAACGUGAGCUUGUCUGCGAUUCGCACCGUCCGGGUACUUCGGCCGCUACGAGCCAUUAACAGGGUCCCGAGUAUGCGAAUACUCGUCACCCUGCUCUUAGAUACUCUGCCUAUGUUAGGCAACGUCCUCCUCUUGUGUUUCUUUGUCUUCUUCAUCUUUGGGAUUGUCGGUGUGCAGCUCUGGGCAGGGCUGCUGAGAAACAGGUGUUUCCUCGACAGGAAUUUUGCAAUGACAUACAACCUUACCUUCCUGCAUCCGUACUACCGGACCGACGAAGCGGAGGAGAACCCAUUCAUCUGCUCAUCGCAUCGUGAAAACGGCAUGCAGAAAUGCUCCAACAUCCCAAACAGGAAGGAGUACAAGGUGGAGUGCACCUUGAGCAUGGACUCCUACACCCCAAGUUUAUACAACCCUGACUUCAGCAGCAGGAAUGCCUGCAUAAACUGGAACCAGUAUUAUAACGUAUGCAUGGCAGGGGACGUAAACCCACACAACGGAGCUAUCAAUUUUGAUAAUAUUGGAUAUGCCUGGAUAGCUAUUUUUCAGGUUAUAACCCUGGAAGGAUGGGUUGACAUCAUGUAUUAUGUGAUGGAUGCACAUUCUUUUUACAAUUUUAUAUAUUUUAUAUUGCUUAUAAUAGUUGGUUCCUUCUUCAUGAUUAACUUGUGCCUGGUUGUGAUAGCAACACAGUUUUCUGAAACAAAGCAGCGGGAGAACCAGCUGAUGCAGGAGCAGCGGGCCCGUUAUCUCUCCAAUGACAGCACAAUUGCCAGCUUCUCGGAGCCAGGUAGCUGCUACGAGGAGCUGCUCAAGUACAUCUGCCACAUCUUCAGGAAGGUGAAACGGCGGACAAUACGCCUGUACAAUAACUGGCAGAGUAAGCGUCGGAAAAAAGUUAACCCGAACAGCACCACAAAUGGGCAAAGCCACCGAGGCAAAAAGCGCAUCACCUCCAUACACCACCUCAUCCACCACCACCACCACCACCACCACCACCACUAUCACAUCAGCAAUGGGAGCCCUCGGGGGCCACGCUCCAACCCUGAGAUCUGCGACCUGGAACUCAAGGUUAUGAAACCUGGGGGCCAGUUGAUGCUUCCUUCUCCAUCACCCAACUUGCAGAGCCCUGCUCCUCCUCCAGAUACGGAGUCUGUGCACAGCAUUUACCAUGCAGACUGUCACGUUGAAGGACCACAAGUGAACUGUAAGUCUUCCAAUGCCCCUGCAAGCAUUAAACUGGCUGCUGGACUCUCCAACCAUGGCAGCAUGAACUAUCCUACUAUCCUACCUUCUCCAACUAGCAAAGCCAGUUCUGUUCCGGUUCCCAAAGGAAAGAAGAAUGGCAAUUCACCUGUGGCUGUGGUUAAUAGCCCUGUAAAUUUGGGCACAGAUUCUUAUGGAAAGCUACAGCAACUGGUAGGAGAGCAUGGUCUGCGGCGGACGCCCAGCCGGCUGUCAGGGCUGAGCGCGGCCUGCCCGCUGCCCAGCCCGCCCAGCGGCACGCUGACCUGCGAGCUGCAGGAUUGCCCCUUCUGCGCCAGCCUCCUGGAGGACCCCGAGUUCGCCUUCAGCGAGUCCGACAGCUGCGACUCCGACAGCAAUGGCAUCUACGAGUUCACCCAGGACCUGCGGCACGGCGACCACAGAGACCAGCUCCAGCAGCAGCGGGGCAGGAGGAGGAAAAAGAAGAAAAAACCCAAGGAGAGGAACAAGGUAAUCCGCCUGUGGAAGGCUUUUGGCACCAAGCUGAAGAGGAUCGUGGAGAGCAAGUACUUCAACCGGGGGAUUAUGAUAGCCAUUCUCAUCAACACGCUGAGCAUGGGCAUCGAGUACCACGAGCAGCCGGAUGAGUUGACCAACGCCUUGGAGAUCAGUAACAUCGUCUUCACAAGCAUGUUUGCCCUGGAGAUGCUCCUGAAACUCCUUGCCUUUGGCCUCUUCGGCUACAUCAAGAACCCGUACAACAUCUUUGAUGGGAUCAUAGUUGUCAUCAGUGUCUGGGAGAUCAUCGGCCAGUCGGACGGAGGCCUCUCUGUGCUACGAACAUUUCGGCUGCUCCGGGUGCUGAAACUGGUGCGUUUCAUGCCCGCCCUCCGUCGCCAGCUGGUGGUCCUGAUGAAGACAAUGGACAAUGUAGCCACCUUCUGCAUGUUGCUUAUGCUCUUCAUCUUUAUCUUCAGCAUUCUUGGCAUGCAUCUUUUUGGAUGCAAGUUCAGCCUGAAAACUGAUACAGGAGACACAGUUCCAGAUAGAAAGAAUUUUGAUUCCUUACUUUGGGCCAUUGUGACCGUAUUUCAGAUCCUCACUCAAGAGGACUGGAACGUGGUCCUGUACAAUGGGAUGGCAUCUACAUCCUCAUGGGCAGCACUCUACUUUGUGGCCCUGAUGACCUUCGGCAAUUAUGUGCUCUUCAACCUUCUUGUUGCCAUUCUGGUAGAAGGCUUCCAGGCAGAGGGUGAUGCCAAUAGGUCAGACACAGAUGAGGACAAGACAUCUGCUAACUUUGAUGAUGAUUUUGAGAAGCUAAAGGACCUCCGAGCAACAGAGAUGAAGAUGUACUCACUUGCCGUCACCCCAAAUGGACACCUGGAGGGCAGGGGAAGCAUGCCACCUCCUAUAAUCAUGCGCACUGCUGCCACACCAAUGCCCACACCAAAGUGUUCCCCACACAUGGAUUCAGUGCACACUUUUGUGGACUCAAGGAGAGGGAGUAAUGCUUCUCUAGACCCCUUGAGCUACGAUCAGAAGUCUUUGUCCAGCCUCCGCAGUUCCCCUUGUGCCAACUGGGGCACCAGCAGCAACUGGGGAAGCCGACGCUCAAGCUGGAAUAGCCUGGGCAGAGCCCCGAGCCUCAAGAAGAAGAACCAGUCAGGAGAAAGAGAGUCCUUGCUCUCUGGGGAGGGAAAAGGCAGCACAGAUGAUGACUCUGAUGAUGCCAAGUCCAGCACGGUCAGCAGACCCUCGUUGCACCGCCGGGCAGAGUCCCUGGACUACCGCAGCUCCCUGGACCUGCCUGAGCUGCUCCAGUUGCCCACCAUGCGCCACUCGCUCAGUAUCAGCCCCGUGGCCGUUCUGCCUGCCGAGUACCAAGACUGCAACGGCAAGAUGGUUCAUGUCCCCAGUGAGUUCUUCCUGCGUGUCGACAGCCACAAAGAGGAUGCCAUGGACUACGAGGAUGACAUGGAUGAUAGUUACUGCUACCGGAUUCGUAAAGUCCUGGAGCCCUACAAACCACAGUGGUGCAAGAGUCAUGAAGACUGGUCCCUCUACUUGUUUUCCCCACAGAAUCGGUUCCGAGUGAUGUGCCAGAAGGUCAUUGCUCACAAAAUGUUUGACCACGUGGUGCUGGUUUUCAUAUUUCUUAACUGCAUCACUAUAGCACUGGAGCGACCAGACAUAGACCCACACAGCACAGAAAGGAUAUUCCUAAGUGUUUCUAAUUACAUUUUCACUGCAAUCUUUGUGGCUGAAAUGAUGGUUAAGGUGGUAGCUCUUGGCUUUUUCUCUGGGGAGAACACCUAUCUGCAGAGCAGCUGGAAUGUCCUGGAUGGAGUCCUGGUCUUUGUAUCUAUCAUUGACAUUAUUGUCUCCAUGGCAUCAGCAGGUGGAGCAAAGAUCCUGGGUGUCCUUCGUGUUUUGAGACUUCUGCGGACCUUGAGACCUCUCCGAGUCAUCAGCAGAGCCCCGGGUCUGAAGCUGGUGGUAGAAACCUUGAUCUCCUCCUUGAGGCCUAUUGGGAAUAUUGUUCUCAUCUGCUGUGCUUUCUUCAUUAUCUUUGGAAUUUUAGGGGUCCAGCUUUUUAAAGGCAAGUUCUACUACUGUGAUGGUCCUGAUAUAAAAAACAUCACUACAAAGACUGACUGCACUAACGCACGCUACAAGUGGGUUCGGCGGAAGUACAAUUUUGACAAUUUGGGACAGGCCCUCAUGUCCUUGUUUGUCCUCUCCUCCAAAGAUGGUUGGGUGAAUAUCAUGUAUGACGGUUUGGAUGCCGUGGGUAUUGACCAACAGCCCAUCCAGAACCAUAACCCUUGGAUGCUUCUCUACUUCAUCUCCUUCCUGCUCAUCGUCAGCUUCUUCGUGCUCAACAUGUUUGUGGGGGUGGUGGUGGAGAACUUUCACAAGUGCCGACAGCACCAGGAGGCAGAGGAGGCCCGGCGGCGGGAGGAGAAGCGGCUGAGACGCUUGGAGAAAAAGCGCAGGAGUAAGGAGAUAUACCUGUCUGAAGCCCAGCGCAGGCCUUACUACGCUGACUAUUCCCCGGCACGGAAGUACAUUCAUACCCUCUGCACCAGCCACUAUCUCGACCUCUUCAUCACGUUCAUCAUUGGGGUCAAUGUCAUCACUAUGUCGAUGGAGCACUACAACCAGCCAAAGUCCCUGGAUGAAGCCCUGAAGUACUGCAACUAUGUGUUCACCAUAGUUUUUGUGUUUGAGGCAGUUUUGAAGUUGGUGGCGUUUGGUUUUCGAAGGUUCUUUAAGGACAGGUGGAAUCAGCUGGAUUUGGCCAUAGUUCUCUUGUCAAUUGUGGGGAUCACGCUGGAGGAGAUUGAGAUGAAUGCUGCACUGCCCAUCAAUCCCACAAUAAUACGCAUCAUGCGGGUGCUGAGGAUAGCGAGAGUGCUGAAACUGCUUAAAAUGGCCACCGGAAUGCGAGCUCUCCUGGACACAGUGGUACAGGCACUUCCCCAGGUAGGGAACCUUGGCCUACUUUUUAUGCUCCUGUUUUUUAUCUAUGCUGCCCUGGGAGUGGAAUUGUUUGGCAAGCUAGACUGCAGCGAAGAAAAUCCCUGCGAAGGUCUGAGCCGGCACGCAACUUUCACCAACUUCGGCAUGGCCUUUCUCACCCUCUUCAGGGUGUCAACAGGGGACAACUGGAAUGGUAUCAUGAAGGACACUCUCCGGGAAUGCACUCGGGAAGACAAGCACUGCCUCAGUUACCUGCCUGUUAUCUCUCCUGUCUACUUCGUCACCUUUGUCCUCAUCGCACAGUUCGUCCUGGUCAAUGUGGUGGUGGCAGUGCUGAUGAAGCACUUGGAGGAGAGCAACAAAGAGGCCAAGGAGGAUGCUGAGAUGGAUGCUGAGAUCGAGUUGGAGAUGUCCAAAGGAGCAACCACCUCAGCCACCAGUGGGAGCAGGGGAGGUGCAGUGGCCCCGGAGAGCAGGGCACCCUACAGAAGUCAGGAGACCGUGAAGUCAGAGUCAGCGGUGCAGGAGGCGCUGAGCUGUGACAAUGUGUCUUUAGCCAUCCCAGACUCAGACACGCUGGAGGGGGCAGAGACUCCCAUCAUGGAAAUCCCGUCCUUCUGCUCUGUUUCCCACCAUGUCCUGACACCUUCCCACAAAACCCCAGGCCACGAGGCUGAGGCCGGCGCAGCCUCUCUGAGGCCACAGGACUCUCAAAACCUUCUGGCUGUCCGCAAGAUCUCUGUUUCCCGCAUGCACUCCUUGCCCAACGACAGCUACAUGUUCCGGCCAGUGAUGCCAGAGAAAGCCCCUUUCCCCCUCCACGAGGUGGAGAUAGAAACGUAUCCCUGCAAAUCUCAGAGAGGGUCCAUCACCUCCAUCCGCUCCCAGCCCGUGGGAACGUGUUCCUCUCUGAGGGUCCCAACGGAGUCCCUCCAUCUGGCAGUCCGGUCUCCCAACCACGAGGGCCGCCACCGCUGGAAGAUCCUCCCCCCCCACGUCACACCUCGAUCUCCUACUCUCAACAAGCUGCUGUGCAGACAGGAGGCCAUUAGAACGGACUCCGUGGACGGGCAGACUCCGGACCGCAAGGACAGCCUGCAAACAGAGCCUGGAGAGGCACUACCAUCAGCAACGCAGCCCCAGAGCACCUUCACCCCCAGCCCUCUCCACCCCUCGGCUGCCUCCCGCCCGGGGACCCCCCCAUGCUCCCCCCCAUCCUCGCCUCACCGUCACCCCAGCACGCUGGCACGGAAGAACACCUGCGGCCAGCACGGCAUCCCCAGCCCCAGCGACAGCCCUCCCGACCCCGAGGGCUGCCCCUUCGAGUCCUCCGACCUGGCUGACGAGGAGGUUCGCCACAUCAACAGCUCGGCCAAGGACUGGGGAGGGGAACACUCGGACGCUGGAAGCCGCUCGACUUCGCCGUUCAUCUCCCCGGCACCAUCUCCGGUGCCUCUCAAGAACUGCAGCACAAACAGCCUCUCCAGGGGCAGCAGCAAGGAGAAGGACUUGAAGAAGUUUUACAGCAUCGAUACGAAGGGCUUCCUCAACAAGCCCAGCUGGGCAGACGACCAAAGGCGACACUCCAUCGAGAUCUGCCCCUCCAUCAGCGAUGGGGGCUGUAGCUUUGAGGACCCUACCGAGGAAAAACAGCGAUCGCCUGCCCACAUCCAAAUGGAAUCCGAGUACAUCCAUGGAGCCCGGAGGAAGAAGAAGAUGAGUCCACCCUGCAUUUCUAUAGAUCCUCCCAUGGAGGAUGACGGUGGGGCGGCCUCGCGCACCAAACCCUCUGAGAACAGCAUGUUGCGGCGAAGGACCCCGUCCUGUGAGUUCCCGGCUUACAGAGAGUCCCUGGAGCUCACGGAGAGCCAACCCGGGGAAACAGCCUCCAAAACAGAGCGCCGGGGCCAGCCCCCGUGCCGCGGGGAGCACCUGACCAUCCCCAACUUCUCCUUCGAGCAAUUGGACGGCAGCUCCUUGAGCAGCCUCUCGGAUCUCCUCCUGGACAGCGGUCAGUCCACACCGGCCUCUGGGGACUCCCAGCCGGACUCCGACGCUCCCGAACUGAAAAAACAGGAUCACUUAAAAACUCAGUGGAGCAACGCCGAGAAAAGCAAAGAGCUCCUGGGCAUCGCUAAGAGCCCCCUCCGGAAGCAGGACUUGGUCCCUGUGACUGUUGCAACAGAAGAAGACAUAGAUGACCCAGUAUAGCUUUCUGGGAGGGGGGAGUGGGGGGGUCUCAAGGGCUUGACACCAAUGUGGGUUUCCAAACUGAAGGGACUGAGCGGCCGCAGGUCCACGGGUGGCUGCUCGCUCGGGUUUUUUUUCCUUUCUCGCAGUCACUUGUUCUUAAGCGCUGUGGAGGUUUGCAAAAAAAUAAAAAAAAAAACAC